AUGAGUGCAUCCUGCAAACUUUUCGAGGCGUUGGCAUACAAAAAAAUGCUUUCUUUUGUUGAGGAUAAUUCCCUGCUCCAUUCACUUCAGUCAGGAUUCCGAAAAAGACACAGCACCAGUACUGCACUGGUUAAGAUUGUUUAUGAUUUGAAAUUGGCGAUCGAUAAGAGGCAGGUGACUCUUCUGGUGUCUGUGGACUUCACGAAGGCCUUCGACCUUGUCAAUGUUCAGCUGCUGAUUAAUAAGCUUGAGGCUCUUGGAUUUUCUGAUAUGGGCAGUAUUCUGGGCCCCCUACUGUUCACAUUAUUUGCUAAUGAGCUUCCCGACAUCUGCUCUAACAUCAGUACGCACCAAUAUGCUGACGAUUUUUUCAUAUACGCAUCGGGUAGUGGCGAGGAGGUCGGGAUGAUUGCGGACAGAGUUGGUGCUGUGCUGGAUGCGGUCUCUUCCUGGGCAACGGUUAAUGGUCUGAUUCGGGCUUCAGUUGAUCCACCUACUCUAAUUAUGGGCAAUGUUCCGCUAGAGUUUUCAUCAGAGAUUACUGUGCUUGGUGUUGUCCUGGACAGUGAACUUACACUCAGAGCUCAUUGCACUGCGGUUUCCAGGAAGUGCUUUGGCACAUUAUCGUGUCUUCGAAGAUGCAGAGAUUGUUUGCCGGUGGAUACUCAGCUGCUGCUUGUCAAGCUGCUAGUUUUUCCUCAUCUGGAGUACUGCGCGUCUCUUUUCUUGGGCAUCUCUGGUGAAAUGAGACGCAAGCUUGAACGAUGCAAAAACGCUGCACUGCGCUUUGUAGAUGGUACGCCCAAGUGGUAUUACAUCACGCCUGUGUACGAAAAGUACUCGAUUGUGAGUCUGAAAGGUAAAACUAAAUAUGUCACCAUUUGUCUACUUGUCUCGGUCAUGCGCUACAAGGUCCCGGGGAAUGGCAUGGAAGGCGACCUCGUAGUCGUUGGAGACUUUAAUGCAAGAGCAGUAGAAUGGAAAAUGCCUGCAACGAGUUCUAAGGGCCAGGCAGUCCUAGAUAUGGUGUCAAGGCAAGGACUGGUAGUUGUUAACGAAAUAACGACCACAAAUUACCGAAGGCCGAAAUUUAGCGAAUCAAUACCAGACAUAACAAUGGUUUCGGAGAGCCUUGCACCGAAAGUGAAGAAGUGGCAGGUAAUUGAAGACAAAAAUGGAAGCCAUCUUCAAUGUAUCGUCCUUGGAAUUACUGAUACAAUAAACAAAAAAUGCAUUGCAUGCAAAACAGGAUGCAAUGUUAAGAAGCUAACCAUAGAACGACUAGCGAAAACAGUUGAGAAUGGCAUCGCUGCAAAUCAAAGCGAUACGAAACCUGAACGCAGUAGAAGGAGUACAGAAGCUUACUAA
Molecule: messenger RNA, 1368 nt
Organism: Copidosoma floridanum
Lineage: Eukaryota; Metazoa; Arthropoda; Insecta; Hymenoptera; Encyrtidae
Source: RefSeq, a predicted model, not a curated record